UGGUUAUUCGUAAAUAUGGCUACACUGAUAUAGGCGGAUUGAAACGCGAAGUCCGUUACUCUACUUUUGUUGCCUUCGGUUCGCUAUUCUGGCGGGGAUCAGUCUCAGUCAGUAAGUCGUGCUCGUAGUUUGGAAUACGUAUGUUGUCAUGUGAUUUUGUUGUGUUAUUUUGUUAAUCUAACGUUUCGUGUUUCGUCAUUCGUGGUAGUUUCAGACAUCAAGUGCAAGUGCUCACCACCAGUACAAGGAUUUUUUAUGAUGGAGUCGGUCAACAAAAAAGUAAUUGACCGCAAGCCAGUAAAAAAAUAUGUCGUUCUUUCCGAAAUGGGAAAAAAACCAAACACAGUAAUACUCAGCACCGUUCUAUCCAAGUGGGUUCUCUUUGAACAAAAGGAAUUCUGGUACCCUACAAAUCUUAAAAAACUAGGACAUGAUAUAGAAGAGGUCUUAAGAAAUAAUACGGUGCCAGAAACUGAUCCAUAUAAGUGGAAGAAAUACAAAUGGCAUUCGAUUUAUUACGAAACAAAUCGGUACGACAGCGCUGCUGAUCAAGUAACAGCGUUAGAAAAAGAUAUAUCCGAAGUGUUCGAAGUGUCCGAAUCCAGCAUUAUCGAUUCCAGCCCUCCGAAUAUUCUACGAAGCAAAGUCUCUAAAAAAGGUCGUACUCUAGGAAGUGUACCUCAAAAAGACUUCUCAGAUCGGUACGACAAGGCUACUGCUCAAGUAACAGCAUUAGAAAAAAAUAUAUCCGAAGUGUUCGAAUCCAGCGUUAUUCAUUCCAGCACUCCAAAAAGCCUACGAAGCGAAGUCUCUAAAAAUGCUCCUACUGUAGGAAGUGUACCUCAAAAUGCUCCUAUCUCUGAAAGCCAAUAUGCUGAGUUGAAAAAUGGUAUUGAUCAAAUAUUGGCCGAAAUGAAACUUUUGAGAAAAGAAUUAGACGAUAUUAAACGAAGGCAGUCAAACGCUGUCGUCCAAGUCCGCCAACCAACAACUUCAUCGCCAAGGAAAACCUUUAUCAAAUUUUCUCCAUGGAGGAGGGACAUGGAGUUGCCUGUUAGUACGGUCGAGGAGAUGGAGAAAUUAAAUAAGAAAAUAGAGGACGCUGAUUAUUUCGCUAAAUUGGGUGAAUUGUUCAAGUACUGCAGCAGCUCGGCUUUAAACGUUCCUAAGAAACUUGAUGCUAUCAUGGAUCAGUUAUUCGACCCAGAAAUAUCACGAUUUUACAACUGCAACGGACUAUAUCAGAAGUAUAAUUUUACAGAGACGCGGAUCUACAAAGAAAUAAAAGGUUUUUUGGAGAGAAAAAUUGACAGUACUGUGACCGAGAACAUUCGUGAGAUCGAAAAAAGUUUUGUCAAAUGGCUUAAAAAGAAGUCCGACGGACUUAGAUACGCUGCAGCAGUGAAAAGUGGUAAAAGGAAUACGUCAAUAAAAAGUUUGAAUGAUGAAUUCAACGCGUCUUCAAAAUCAACGAGUGAUCUUCCAACAGGCGAAUCUUCGGCGCUUCAACACAAGGCGAACAAAAGCGAUUUUCUUCCGAUCGAAUUUCCAUCGAAUCAUUCGGCUGAAACUCUGGCGAAUGAACUUUCAAGUGAUGAGCCUUUUUCAGAUAACGACGAUAUGUACGAUAAAAAUGACGGCGAUGAAAUUUACGAAAAAACUGACGACGACGUUGGAAUGGGGUUGAGAAUUGCGGGUGCUUUUGCCAAUGAGCAGUUUUUGGAUAAGUCGACCGAUUAAUCGUUUUUCAAUUAUUAUCGAAGUGAGAAUCAGGAUCUGAUUUCUCCAUGUUAUAUGUAUACGUAUGAACAAGCUUAAAUUUAAAUUUAUCGGAAACAUAAGGUACAUAAUUUGACUUUUUGUUUGAAGUAGCAGGGUGUGAGUUUCGUGCCUUAAAAAACAAAGUGACUUUUUUGCUCUCAUUUUUGUGGAAUUGUGAUUUUUCUUUUUCCAAAAAUCAUAAUUUCCUUUAAAUUUUGAUCUUCUUUUUCGUGAAGGGAGGGAAGCUUCUUCAAAAUUUGAUGACUUUGUUUUUUUUUGUGUAUUUUCACCUUUUGUGGUGGAUUUUUCUGCAUCUCGAUAUCUUUUAUUCGUUGAUCCCUCUCUCUCUUUGAACUAUUUUUUUUCUCUGUUGAAUCCUCUUCAGUUUUACUAGAAAUUUUUCGAUAAUUUUCCUCAAAAAAUGUUCGAUUUUAUUUCCAAAUGUAUAAUUAAUUUUAAUUCUCGUGAGUUCUCUGUUCUGAAUUCAUAAUGGUUUUUGCAGUACUGAAUUUUCGAAAGAUUUCCAUUUUCAUCAUUUCCAUAGAUUUUGUUUUGAAUUUCAUUGAUUCGUUUUUCUGCCUAAAUUUUUGUUCUGAAUUUCUGCGAAACCUUUUUUCUAGAAUUUUCGAGAUUUUUAAUAACAUUUCUUCCUAAUUUAGUCCCAAAUUUUGGAAAUUUUUUCGGCCUAAAUUUUUGCAAAAUUCCCCUGUUUACAGAUUUUUUAAAUUUUUUUAGAUUUUUUUUUGGACUUUGAGACUUGAUGGUUUUAUUUGGAAUUUUUUUGAGGAUUUCUUUUGAAUUCUCAUAGAUUCUAUUUUCCCAUUUUUCGACGAUUUGCCUUCGUGAGUUUUUUUUCAAUUCUUGUGAUGUUUUUUCUUAAAUUUUAGUGCUUUUUACCUUAAUUUUUUCGCGGUGGAGUUUUUCUAGGUACUUCUUAUCGAAUUUUUAGAUUGAAUUUCGUUCCUCCCUGUUUCGGUAGACUUCCCCCUCUUCUUUCAAUUUUGCAAUUUUUUUAGUAGUUUAUCACAUUUUUCGAUUAUGUUUCCGGAAUCCAUAAUAUUAUUUUCAUGCGUUAUUAUUGUAGUGUAAUUUUGAAAUGUUAAUAAUUACAUAUCUGUUUUGAGCUUUU
Messenger RNA from Planococcus citri (citrus mealybug), 2890 nucleotides. RefSeq lists its product as uncharacterized. The transcript has 8 exons. Bases 256 to 1740 code for a protein of 494 amino acids. The record is from RefSeq and is a predicted model, not a curated record. Lineage: Eukaryota; Metazoa; Arthropoda; Insecta; Hemiptera; Pseudococcidae.